AUGCUCGAGCUCUGUCUUCGACCUCCGAACGCGAGGCUACUCUGCUACGAGAUUACUUAUGCACCGAGCUGUUCUGUAAUCGACCUCGAGAACGAUGACAAUUCCCUGGAUAAGAAGGAGCCUCUACCAAAGCUGGUCACGGACACUGUGGCGGAUAUGCUUAAAGCUGACAUCGACGCCAUGUUCGCUUGUGCUCAGGACGAGAAACAGCGCGACCUCGUCAUCAAGCUGGCGGACAAAGGGUCCAUGGAACACAACAUCUACACAUACCUGGCCGAAUGCAAGUCGUUAUACGACAGCGAUGCGUUCAUUGGCGUAUUGCCUCCGACAGCAAUCAUAGGCUCUCCAUAUCGGUGGGACGUUACCCCCUCACCCAGGGAACUCGAAACUAUUCGCGAAGUCAUGACGUUCAUCCGUUGCAACCUGUCGGGAUUGGCCUUCCUUCAUCGCCACCGCAUAGCACACAGAGACAUAUGCCAGUCCAAUAUGGUGAUCAACUGGUACUGCAACAGCUCGCCCUCGGAUCUAUGCGUUCAGCGUCUGCGCGAGCAUAUUCAGUCUCCAGCUGUGGAGUACGCUCUGUUCGAUUUCGACCUCUCGCUGCAGAUGCCGCUCGACACUUCUCUCAAGAAAUGUCGCCGCCCUGCGCACGAAGCGUUCAAGGGCAAGAGGUCGUACAUUCCGGAGGAUGUAUUCCACGGCGAACCGCAUUACAACCCAUUCGCCUUCGACGUUGCGUGCCUUAGCAACCUCUAUCUGUGUUUCUUCAAGGCGAGUCUUUAG
Messenger RNA from Trametes versicolor FP-101664 SS1, 783 nucleotides. RefSeq lists its product as uncharacterized. The coding region runs from base 1 to 783 and encodes 260 amino acids. Gene Ontology annotation, biological process: protein phosphorylation. The transcript is spliced from 6 exons. The record is from RefSeq and is a predicted model, not a curated record. NCBI's taxonomy places the organism in Eukaryota, Fungi, Basidiomycota, Agaricomycetes, Polyporales, Polyporaceae. Gene Ontology annotation, molecular function: ATP binding; protein kinase activity.